CACUCGGAAAUAGUACUUCCCUCAUGAUACCAUCUCUCCCUCUUUAAAGCCUUCUCGCUUUGUUUUUUCUUUCAUUUCACUCUCCAGAUCUCCCUCUUCAGCCCAAGCAGGAAAUGGGUGUCAUAUCCAGAAAGAUAUUCCCAGCAUGUGGGAGCAUGUGCGUAUGUUGCCCUGCUUUGAGGUCCAGCUCUCGAAAACCGGUCAAGCGCUACAAAAAACUGCUUGCGGAAAUUUUCCCUAAAUCUCUUGAUGGCCCUCCAAGUGAAAGGAAAAUUGUUAAGCUAUGUGAAUAUGCUUCUAGAAACCCCGUUCGGAUCCCAAAGAUCGCAAAAUAUCUCGAAGAAAGGUGCUACAAGGAGCUAAGAUGUGAGCACAUCAAGUUCAUUAAUAUUGUUACAGACACUUAUAGCAAGUUACUUUGUCUGUGCAAGGAGCAGAUGGCUUACUUUGCUGUUAGUUUAUUGAAUGUAAUUAAUGAACUUCUGGACAACUCCAAGAAAGAUGCUGUGCGUAUUCUUGGAUGCCAAACUCUUACAAGGUUCAUCUAUAGUCAGGCAGAUGGAACUUACACACACAACAUUGAGAGUUUCGUACAUAAAGUAUGCCUGCUGGCCCGUGAAAGAGGUGGCGACCAUCAAAGGCACAGCUUGAGGGCAUCAAGCUUGCAGUGUCUUUCUGCCAUGGUGUGGUUCAUGGCAGAAUUCUCUAAUAUUUUUGUUGAUUUUGAUGAGAUUGUACAUGUCAUCUUAGAUAACUAUGAGCCAGAUACCCAUGGCGAAGAAGAUGAUGAGAGAGCAGAAUCACGUCGUAAUUGGGUGGAUGAAGUAGUUCGAAGUGAAGGCAGAAUUGGUGCAAUUGUUGGUAGUGAUACCAGCCCUUGCAACAUCAUUAGGGCACGACCAGAGAUUAAGGAUCCUUCUCUUUUAUCGAGAGAAGAAAUAGAGACGCCAAAGGUAUGGGCUCAGAUUUGUAUUCAGAGAAUGGUUGAGUUAUCCAAGGAGAGCACAACAAUGCGCCGAGUAUUGGACCCAAUGUUCGUCUACUUUGACUCUGGCCGUCACUGGGUUUCUGGGCAGGGGCUGGCCAUGGUGGUUUUGUCGGAUAUGUCCUACUUCAUGGAGAACUCUGCGAACCAGCAGUUGAUUUUAACUUAUGUGAUCCGACAUCUUGACCACAAAAACAUUUCUCAUGAUCCUGAACUCAAAUCUUAUGCGGUCCAAGUCGCUACUGCUUUAGCUAGGCAAAUCAGAUCGGGAGCAAUGCUGGCAGAAAUUGGGUUUGUCUCUGAUCUUUGUAGGCAUCUAAGGAAGAGCCUUCAAGCCACUCUUCAGCCUGUUGGAGAGCAAGAGUCCAACUUGAAUGUCAUGCUCCAGAAUUCCAUUGAAGAUUGCUUACUUGAAAUUGCAAAAAAGAUUGGCAAUGCACAGCCACUAUUUGACCUGAUGGCUAUAACUUUGGAGAAGCUGCCAUCAGGAACAGUUGCUAGGUCGACCAUUGGAUCGUUGAUACUUCUCGCGCAUUCAAUCUCAUUGGCCUUGGUUUCUUCACGUACACAACAGGUAUUUCCGGAAUCUCUUCUUGUCCAACUUUUAAAGGUGAUGUUACAUCCGGAUAUUGAAGUGCGUUUAGGAGCACACCAAAUAUUUUCUAUUCUUCUUGUUCCAAGUUCUAAUCGUCCACGGCAUGAAGUUGCUUCUCUGCGAUCUGGCUUUCUAUACCAAUCAAGAAGAUGGCACUCUAGUACCGCAUCUGCGUUUGCUUCAAUUACGGCUAGACUUGAAAAGCUCCGUAGGGAGAAGGAUGGUGCCAAAGCCGAUAAGCACGGGAAUAACAUUCGUGAGGAUUCUGAAGAAAGGGACAGUGUGGACGAAGUCUGCAAGCAGGGACGUGGCCGCAAGAAUUCCCCUAACUUUUACAAGAUUAGUUCCAUCAUUGACAGAAAAGCCAGUUCAAUUGGUUUUAAUGAGGCGGAACCUUUUGUCAUGAGGCUUAGUGAGGAUCAAGUAGCACACUUGCUGUCUGCUUUUUGGAUACAAGCCACUCUUUCA
Messenger RNA from Morus notabilis, 2048 nucleotides. RefSeq names its product protein EFR3 homolog. The record is from RefSeq and is a predicted model, not a curated record. The annotation marks the transcript as partial. The transcript has 13 exons. NCBI's taxonomy places the organism in Eukaryota, Viridiplantae, Streptophyta, Magnoliopsida, Rosales, Moraceae.